Acanthamoeba castellanii str. Neff is the source of this 948-nucleotide messenger RNA. RefSeq lists its product as uncharacterized. The record is from RefSeq and is a predicted model, not a curated record. The transcript has a single exon. NCBI's taxonomy places the organism in Eukaryota, Discosea, Longamoebia, Acanthamoebidae. Bases 1 to 948 code for a protein of 315 amino acids.
AUGGCCUUCCCUCCGCGCUGGCUCAACAGGCAAUGCAUCGCCUUCACGAUGCUCUGCUUCCUCGCAGUCUUCCUCAUCAUCUCGCUCUCGCUUCCGUGGUAUGGAAUCGUGCAAAACAACGUGCCACAUCCGAGAUCUGAUAGUGAUACGAUGGCGGCGCUCGUCGGCGUCUUCUACUGGACGGGCUACUCGACCGCAGUCGCCCCCAACUACACCCAAUCCUACGCCUCGCACAAGAGCUGGGACGAAUUCCCGACGAAUGGACCCAAGAACAUCUACAUGACCUGCAUGGCCUUCACCCUCCUCGCCCUCAUCUUCUCCGUCGGCCUGGCAUUCUUCGUCCUCGUGGCCUCGAUGCUCAGGAACUCCCGCCGGUGGUUCGAUCUCGUCUGCUGCGGCAAGACCAAGUGGAUCCUCUUCGGCGUGUCGCUCGUAAUCGUCGGGUUCGUCUUCCUCUCAUGGGUCAUUUUCUUCGGAUUCUCCAAGGCCCUCGGCGAUGACGGCUCCAUCUGCCCCGAUCCCGCCUACGUCGGCGAGAACCGUCUCUGGUGCGGAGCUUUCCUCGGUGCCAACGCCAGCCUCGGCCGCCUCCACUCCCAGUACGCCUGGGCUCCCAGCAUCGGGUGGGUCUUCGCCGUCUUCAGCAUGGUGUGGGCGCUCGGCGUUUCGUUCUUCCUCUUCAUCGUCAAGCCCGCCGAGCACUACCAGAAGCUGGGCGAGGAGGGUGUCGACCGACACGAACGAGAACCCGUCUACGAGGCCCGCGGCGGCUACGAUGCCCGCAGCAACUACGGUGGUGGUUACGGCGGCGGCGGCGGCGGCGGCGGUUACGGAGGCGGCUACGAGCAGCAGCGCGGCGGCGGCUACGGCGGCGAGGAGAAGUACGGCGGGCGCGGUGGCGGCUACGGCGGCGGCUACGGUGGUGGCGGCGGCUACGACAAGUACUGA